UUUUCGUAUGUUUUUCGAGAUACCCUGUUAAAUUGCCCGUAUGACUCGAACACAAAUUGCCACGCCCCGCUGUGGGUCCAUUACCAAAUUGGUGGUCAGCAUCGGCAGCGGCGAAACCUUUAUUACUUAUGCAGAUGCCACAACCCGAUCCUUCUACGCAAACCCCUCUUGGUUGAUCUUCCAAAAUGGUAUGGUGGAUUUAGGCCCAAUAACAAAACCCAAGACAGAUGACUAUCCCAAGAAGGUCUCUGCCUUCCUGGAGCGACAUUUCGGCAGGAACCCCCAAGUCAGCACUUUGAAAGCAACUCAACAGCGUCUUGCGUCCCUGCAAUUGAAUGCUUUGGUUGCCCAAAGUGAAGUGAAUUUCCAGGACAGAGAGGCUCCUAUUUGGCACACCUGGCUGGUGGAGAAGAUACAGUUUCCGCCAACUCAGUGUGCGGUCAUCAGAGAAUGGAAAGAUCCCUUCACGGAAACUCUGGCGAGUUGCUAUUGCUCCUGGCACUUGGAAAACUGCAUGGCCUGGCAGAUGAUUAUAGGCAAUAAAAGAGCGGAGGCCAAGUGCUUCUGUCUGCGAAUCAAGAAAAUCAUGGAUAUUGCCAACAAUCUCGUUAACCCGGAACUGGAGCAGAACGCACCAGCGGAGGAUGGUUCUCCUUUGGUUUCUGUGUCAUCCGAGAAGGUGUUGGAUGCCACUGAUCUGCUCAAGCAACUGAACAAACUCCUCGAGCUCCAGGAAAAACGCAACCGACAAUACAAACGCCUGUUAAAAGUGUUAAAAGACCGCGAUUUGGGUGCUGACCCCUUGAUGUCUGCAUAGAUUUGAUUUAUUUUAUUAAAACAUUUCUGUCGAAUUUUCAUAGUA
This is a messenger RNA of Drosophila rhopaloa, 862 nucleotides long. RefSeq lists its product as uncharacterized. Lineage: Eukaryota; Metazoa; Arthropoda; Insecta; Diptera; Drosophilidae. The transcript has 3 exons. The record is from RefSeq and is a predicted model, not a curated record. Bases 41 to 817 code for a protein of 258 amino acids.